Aspergillus puulaauensis is the source of this 207-nucleotide messenger RNA. RefSeq lists its product as uncharacterized. NCBI's taxonomy places the organism in Eukaryota, Fungi, Ascomycota, Eurotiomycetes, Eurotiales, Aspergillaceae. The transcript is spliced from 2 exons. The record is from RefSeq and is a predicted model, not a curated record. The coding region runs from base 1 to 207 and encodes 68 amino acids.
AUGUUCUCUUGCGCCAACUAUCCCCGCGGAUGCCGUGGCCGUGUUAACAUCUCGGGAGGCAAAUGCCCCGACUGUGUUCAACUGAACCUGCGUCGUCCGGCCUCGUCUUCCCCCUUUGCUCAGCCAAGGGACUACCGUCGUGCACUCCCAUCCGAGAUCCUCCAGAACUCCCCAUACAAGGCGAUGAUAACCCGCGAGAUGGCAUAG